AUGGUAGAUCUACAUCUCCACCAAAUUUCACUGUCAAAUUCCUUGUAUUUCGCUCAUAAUCGACGAUUUUCUGCUCAAUUUUCCGCCCCCGUGUUCGUCCAGUUCGUCCUGUUCGUGCUCGACCGGCACUGUCGGCCCCGUUUCACCGGCACUGCCGGCCCGUCCCGCGCGGCACUGCCGCUGGCCACUCCUCCGCUCGUAUCCACGCCACCUCCACGCGCAGGCCGCACCGCAUCGCCGGCCCAAGCCGCGCACGCCCGCACCCAGCGCUCCGCUCGCCCAGCUUCCGCUCAGCUCCACCAGCAGCCAACACGCCCAGGCCCACGCCGCCCCACCACCUCGCGCCCACACCACGCGCGCCAGCCGCAGGCCCAAGCUCCGCCUCGCCACCUCCUGCCGGCUCCAUCUGCACCGCUCAAGCAAGCCAAGCAGCAGCAGCUCCGCUCCAGCCGCGCCCGCGCAUCGCCCACCUUGCCCAGCUCUCCCUCCAGCAUCCACCAAGCUGCAGCGCGCCCAGGCCACCUCCACGCUGCUGCCCAAACCGGCACUACCGGCCGAGUCGCCCCGGCAGUGCCGGCCUACGCACUCCGGCAGUGCCGCUCGUCCCACCCCGGCAGUGCCGGGAAGAACAGUUUCUUCCCCACGCGCCACAGUAGCUCCGGCCGGCCGACCCACCACGCCAUCAGGCCAUCCUCGCGCAGCGCGCACGCGCUCCGGCCGUCCGACCCACCACGCUGCCGCCUGCUCCCUGCAUCCUCCACCACGCGCGCGCUCAGCCCAAGGCCCCACGGCCGCCGCCACCUACCGCGCGCUCCGCGCCCGCUCACGACGCAGCACGCCCGGCUGCUCCCUCCUCGCCCCAGCGCGCCGCCAGCUCCGCCCGCCCGCUUGCUAGCUGCCGCCGGCCGCCCCAAUCACCAGCUCGCCCCAGCUCCACCCGCCGGCCGCCUCCCCAAGGUACCCACGCGCAACAGCCGCGCGCGGCCGAGCCAAACGGCCGCCCCGCCUCUGCAUCCGCUCGCCUCACCAGCCGCCGGCCACCUCCUUCCGCUCUGCUCACCACUGCCGCACAAGCCACGGUCAACCACCUCCACGCGCUAG
This is a messenger RNA of Lolium perenne, 1101 nucleotides long. The record is from RefSeq and is a predicted model, not a curated record. Lineage: Eukaryota; Viridiplantae; Streptophyta; Magnoliopsida; Poales; Poaceae.